GCCCGCUCAAUUCAGCUUACAACGAUAUGGUAUAGGAUUCGUUAUUGCGACGUCCCUGCCAGAGUAUAUCAGACAAAUAUAAACAUACGUUUUAUGCUGAACAUGUCGAGUUUUGCAAUGAGAAUCUAGUGAUUGGAAAUUAUGCAAAAUUGUACAGAUAGUCGAUUGUGUCUUUUGUUUACCGUGUGGAUCUAAUUGAAAAAAUUCUGAAUAUAAAAUGUGAAAGCUCAGAAAUGAUUAUUCAGAAAGGGUUUGGAUAAACCACCUGUCGGAUUAUAUUUUUAUCAAUAAUUUUGGAAUUUCAUAUUAAGCUAUGAACAGAUAUGUGAUGUAUAAUUUGCAAUUAGAUUUAAACAGUUAAUGUAUAAACAAUAUGUAUCAAUGCUGGACGUUAUUACUAUUUGUUACAAUGCACGUGCAGAGUUCUCUUACUGCGGUUGCGACGUUCCCAAAAGUUUCGUCAGGCAUGCAGCUUAGUAAGCACGUGCAAAGUACGGCAAAGGAGGAAACUUCAAAAACGUUCUCAACAAACUGGCCAGAUGAAGUUCAGCUGGGCUGCAAAGAACUUAGAGCUAAACGAUUUAUCUCUGAUGGAUUUUGUACGUCGUUGAAGCCACUGAAGGAAGUUGUGUGUGCAGGACAGUGUAUGCCUAUCAAAGAACAAAAUAUGCCAUGGUGGGCAGAAUUUACCAAAUAUUGGGCGAACCCAAAAUUCAUGGAGUGGAGGUGUGUAGAAGCUGUAACUAAAUUAAAGAAAGUGCAAUUAAUGUGUGAAAAUGGCGAAACUAGAACCUAUAGAAUUAGAGUAGUAAAAUCGUGUAGGUGUAAAAGUUACGAAAAAGGAACAAAUGUGACUGACCUUAAGACAAAAUCGCCUCCAAGAGGGAAAAGAGAUAAAGAUGAAACUAAACGAAAACGCAAACAAAGAAAGGAACAGAAACGAACGGAAAGAAGACGGAAAAGAUUGGAACGUAAAAGAGCGAAGAAACAAGAACGAAAAAGAUUAGGCCAAUCGAGUAAGCAUAGACAUUCCGGUGACAGAGACAGCCGGCGAAGUAGACGGCAACAUAGCGGUGACAUUGACACUGUUAAAGGCUCUCAAAAUAAGAAUGAAACUGUUUCAGACUCUCAGAACAGAAAUUUACAGCUUUUAAAAAAUGAAUCGCCAACAGUGUAAAAGUAUGAAAGCAUGAUAGGAAUAAAUUGCAAAAAUAUGUUUAUAAAGUAAUUUUACAAAACAGGUGUCUAACAAAGACAUAUGUGUCCCAAAGAAAAGAGAUGCCCGCUAAGUAUUCUCGAUAGGAUUAUAGGGAUUAUACGAUGUAGUGGCGAAGAUGUAAUUUAUUGAAUUGUUAAGUGUAAGCAAAAACAUCUAUUAAAUUAAUAGUACCUGAUUGUAUGAUGGAUCCUGGGUGCUACAAGUGUGCCAGUGGUAUCCAUGGAAUGUUUGAGGACCAUAUGUUACAAAAAGACAACAAACUAGCAAAAUAAAUGGAAUGUGAAGGAUUAUAUAGAUGGGUAUAUUCUUGACUUAAAUUGUAAAAAAAGACAAAUGACAAUUGUAAACAGUUUUGAAUGGAGGUCAUUGUGGAACAUUUGUUCAUUUAUUUAAAAAUGAUAUUCCACGGUACACCAAGUACACCAUUCCAGUUAUCAAAAUUGACAAACGGUCACAAACUUUAUCUAAAAUAUUCAACCUUUUUAAAAUAAGCUCAUUCUGUAAGUAAACAUUCAUUAAUAAAUAGUCAUCAAUGUGUUAUUAUGAUUAUUUAAGUAUUUUUAAUUAAAAUCUACUUCAGUUUUUGUUCAAUCUCAUCAGUGUAAACGCACUGUUUUCUAUCAUUGUGUAAUAUUCCAUUUUCUAACAGAUGUAAUGUCAUUAAAUCAUGACUUUAAAUUGUCAUUUUAACUAAUGCAUUUAAGAUAUGUUUGCCAUUACAUUAUAUUAAAUACACAAAGCGAUGAUCUUGGUGCUAAAGUAGCAAAAUGUGAAGUAUAUAUUUCAUAUAAAGUAUUACAAAUGGCGAUGCUACCUUUAAGCUAGGCCUCAUGACAUAUAUUUAAACUACCAACCUGAGGCGCUGAAGGUAAAACGUACGAUGCGGCUAUCAUUAGUCUGGCAGAAAGUUAUGCUAGUGCAUUUUACAUUAGAAAGGUAUGCAAAAUUUAUUUGUUCUUUAUACAGGAUGAGAAUUUGUUCUUUAUACAGAAUGAAAAUGUUAAGCUAAAGAGCUAAAUAUCUUACUUUUCCAAAGGUUAUCCAGUUCAGGAAUGAUUUUGCUUAAAGCGGCAUGAUUUCUGUGCUUUAAAAUGAAUGCAAAGUUCAAGUUAAAAAUAUGAACACUUAUGCUAAAUUCAACUGAAGAAAUGAAAAGCGUAUUCAAAGUAAAUAUGAAUUUACUUAUUACAAGCGAUGUAAGGUUGCUGCUACAAAGUCUUCUUGUUCUAUUUUCAAAAUCAUUAUUACAUUUCACUAAAUGUUACAUGAAAUAUAAUUUUCUGAGUAGGUUGCAUGCAAACAUGCAAUCAUUGUCGUAUGUUAAACUUAUUUCAUCGCGCCAGUAGUAUGUUAAUAGUUAUAUUGUCGAAGUCGGUUUUGUCCAUUUAAGCAUUUUAAUCUUGAUGUUGUCAUUUUGCAUGUUUUGAAAGUUGUUAAUCAUUGAUGUCAGAUAGAAAAUUUAUCAGUUUUAACAUCCUUCCAUUUUAUCACUGAAUUUUCAUCCAUUCCCAAUGCUUCAGUAUCAGACCCUAAAUAAUGGUUAGAGGUUAAGGAACAUGUAUAAAUACCUGCCCACGUCAAUCGCGGCCUCAACAGCUCCAGUAAGUUUUUUUCGAUUCCUAACAGCUGAUAUUUAUUCUCAGUUACACGUAUUGGAUCAAUCGUAUUUCUAUUUCUUGGCCUGCAAUAGGUAUCUUAAUAGUUUGACCUAUAAUUCAUACUAUUUAUGCACAUUUUAUGUUGAAUUCUGUUUCCUUUCAUAGGUUUUUUGUCUUCUGAAUAUUUGGAAAUCGGAAGUACAAUAAAGCAGAAAAAAAAAUCAAUAUAACGGAACCGGAUACAAAUACACAGAAAAUCUAUAAACGGUCGAGAGUUUUUAAUGGAUCGUUGUCACGACUACAGGUUGCAUCAUGAACAUUUGUUAACUUAUAUAUACUGUAAAUAACGGAUCAUACAAAAAAUGUGCACACACAACGUUUUUACCUGGCAUAAAAUACAUUAUGAAAAGUUGAAUUGUAGAAACAGUUGUCCGAAUCUGAUAGUAUUUGAGCCGUGCCAUGACAAAACCAACAUAGUGGGUUUGCGACCAGCAUGGAUCCAGACCAGCCUGCGCAUCCGCGCAGUCUGGUCAGGAUCCAUGCUGUUCGCUAACAGUUUCUCUACUUGCAAUAGACUUUGAAAGCGAACAGCAUGGAUCCUGACCAGACUGCGCGGAUGCGCAGGCUGGUCUGGAUCCAUGCUGGUCGCAAAGCCAUUAUGUUGGUUUUCUCAUGGCGCGGCUCAUUUAUGAUAAAAUCAGAUUUUAUUACAUCUUCAUUUUUCAUCGGAUGCAUUCCAUAUUGUUCGAUGUAUCAGUUAGGCAUUUGUUUUCUUUUCAAUCAUUUUUGUUAUGUUUGUUUUUGUUUUGCUCAUGUGAUACUAUCAGGGCCAUAUAUUAUUUGUAAAUUGUAUUUAAUUUGUAAAUAUUCAUUUAUGAAAAAUUAAAACUGAUAAUAUGUA
This is a messenger RNA of Mercenaria mercenaria, 3718 nucleotides long. RefSeq names its product sclerostin domain-containing protein 1-like. Bases 374 to 1177 code for a protein of 267 amino acids. Lineage: Eukaryota; Metazoa; Mollusca; Bivalvia; Venerida; Veneridae. Gene Ontology annotation, molecular function: BMP binding. Gene Ontology annotation, biological process: negative regulation of Wnt signaling pathway; negative regulation of BMP signaling pathway. The record is from RefSeq and is a predicted model, not a curated record. The transcript is spliced from 2 exons.